AUGCGUACACAGCAAAUCGAAACCAUACCCCCUCCUCCGUCUCGAAAUGCCCCAGACGAGACUACCAGACGACUUGAUCAUCCUCGAUUGUCUUGCCCUGAUCCACCGCCCAGAACUGGUAAGGAAUCAGCAAAAUCGGCGGUAUCUGCACCCAUUCGAGUAAAGAAGAGUCGACUGCUGGCCAAAAUCGAGAACCUACCUGAGACUGAACUUCCACCUGCAACAUCUCUCUCUUUUCGCAUACACUUGGGAGUCAAUGUACCGAAACUGAGCAAGGUGCAAACUGAAAUUUCAUCUUCUAAAGCAGCCGAGGGGAAGGAUACGACCAACAGACAUAGCAAUGGAAGCUUAACCCCGAUAAAUGAGAACGAUUCAUUCGCUAGAGAUGGGUCAGCGCUGUGGAAGAGAAUAAGUCGGCAAUGUUUGCAAUCCACCGAUAACAUGUCUCCAGUAGCUUCGCUUUCUGGUCUGAGAGGAAACAACCCCGCUACAACAGAAUGCAUGGCUCCAGAAUUAAAGGCUCGGGAGUCUCAAUAUGGUCUCUUAGACUCGAUCAUACAAAUCACCAAUGAUGUAUUGUUUCGAUUUGGGGAAGAGGAGGACGCCGUCAAAGCGAUUGUUGGUCAAUUUCGUCGAGGAGCGCAUGAAGUGGUCGAAACUCUGACGGCCAGCUGGAAUGAUCGUCUGGGACACGAGCAUCAGAAUCUAGCGAACGGGCUUGUUGAUGAAAAGGAGUUUUUGGCCAAAGCAUCACACCUAGUUGGAGAACAGGACUCGGGCUCGGGGAAAGAGGUUAUUUGCAGUGAUGAUAUGGCUAGGAAGGUGAUGAAGAAAAGAGAUGAGUUGAUUGCGCAGAUCGAAGCGUUGAGGAAUAGAAAUUGGAGGGAAGACCGGGUCUGA
Rhinocladiella mackenziei CBS 650.93 is the source of this 900-nucleotide messenger RNA. RefSeq lists its product as uncharacterized. The record is from RefSeq and is a predicted model, not a curated record. The coding region runs from base 1 to 900 and encodes 299 amino acids. NCBI's taxonomy places the organism in Eukaryota, Fungi, Ascomycota, Eurotiomycetes, Chaetothyriales, Herpotrichiellaceae. The transcript is spliced from 2 exons.